AAUAUCCAAAAAACCUUUUACGAAAUAAAAUUUAGAGGAAAGGAGAAAAACUCCUCAGAAAAAUGCGAAACCGCCAUUAGACUAGAGAAGAGACUCGCAGGGUUUUAAGCUAUGUCGCACGCAGUUCAUCUCAUCGCUAAGAGCAUACCAGGUUAUAGACCAUCAGAUGGCAAAUGUCUCCCUUGUUUGGGAGUAUCAGGAAGAGUAGUUUCCUUAUCUACUUGUACCUUUCAGGGCAACAGUAUAAACCAUUCGCAGGUGAAAUAUGGAUCUCUGAAAUGUGCUUCUAGUGGGGGAUUAUUUGUGUGUAAAGCUAGGAGAAAUCCAGAUUUCUCGAGACCAAACAAAGGUGGAUACUCCAGAAACAGAAACUGGCAAAACGAAGAGAGGGACGGGGACAGCUUUGGGAACCUUGACGAAUCUGAGCUGUUAUCUUCAAGGAAUGGGCCAUUACUUGCCCUUUCCAAUAAUUCAAAGUCCCAAGCCACUACAGUCCCUGGACCUAGGGAGAAGGAGAUUGUUGAGCUAUUCAGGAAGGUCCAGGCACAGCUCCGGGAAAGAACUGCAGUAAAAGAAAAGAAGAAGAUUGAAGCCAUUCAAACACAAGGUAAAGAGAGUGAAACUGUGAACUCUCUUCUGAAGCUUCUGAGGAAACACUCGAGCGAGCAAGCUAAGAGAAAAGGCAGAAGUGGCAGCAGUGAAGAUUUUAAUUUGGAUCAGCCAGAACAAAGUGCAUUCAAUGAAGACAAAAGCAGAAGUUUCUUUAGUUCUACGAGCAAAAUUGAAAGUGAGGACCCAAAAUCCAAUGCCGCUUCUCCAACUAGGCCACGAUCGAUUUUUAGGCGCAAGUCUCCAGUCCCUCAAGUGAAAUACGAGCCCAUUUAUCCCAGUGAGGACACCCUCAAUUCUACAACACAAGCCAUGGAAAUAAAAAAGGAUCUCUUUGAGAUACAGCCUGAGCCUAUAUAUGACCCUGAAUCAGAGCCAGAACCGGAGAUAGAAACUGAGCCCGAGUCCAGGUCAGCUUUUCCAGGCGGGGAUGUGUUUGAUGAGUUAGCCGAGGAUGAGUUGGACGUUGCUGAUGGGGAUGAGGAUGAGGCUGGGGAGAAACAGGAUUGGAAAGAUUUGAGCGCUCUGAAAUUACCUGAACUUAGGGCACUGGCCAAAUCUCGCGGUAUAAAAGGGUAUUCAAAGAUGAAGAAAGGUGAUUUGUUGGAGCUGCUGGGCUGAAUCUCUGUCAGAUUACUGGUGCAGGAUAAGUUUUACGAGAGAGUUCAUUUAAUUAGAGACCACUUAUUGUUUUUGCAUAGUUCAUUUCCUUUAUUAUCUAUUUAGACUUAAUGUACUUGUUUAGGCUUCAAACCGUUGCAGAGACUCGACAAAUUUUGCCGUUUCGAGACACUAGCUGUUUGUUUGAUUGAGGAUCUGUUGUUUUCAUUAUUCAACAUGCUUCUGGAUUUGUGAUGUUUCUUUA
This is a messenger RNA of Tripterygium wilfordii, 1474 nucleotides long. Its product is annotated as rho-N domain-containing protein 1, chloroplastic-like. The record is from RefSeq and is a predicted model, not a curated record. The coding region runs from base 112 to 1230 and encodes 372 amino acids. The transcript has 2 exons. Gene Ontology annotation, biological process: DNA-templated transcription termination. NCBI's taxonomy places the organism in Eukaryota, Viridiplantae, Streptophyta, Magnoliopsida, Celastrales, Celastraceae.